GGCCGAGAGGCUGCAGUUGUUGAUCACGACCUCGCCUCCGUGAGGCCUGAGAUCCUUUCGGACGGGAACCCUGCUCCUCGCGACGCAGGGCCAAGUGCCACCCAGGAUAGUUCUGGUAAGAACCGAAAGCAGGAAAAGCGAGGUGCACCCUUCUGGGAGCAGCAGCCCCUGCGGGCCGGUCGGAGGCCCUGGGGGGGAUUUGGGUGCCAGCCCCAAGUGACAAAGUGACAGACGGAUGGACGGACCUUUCUCCUGACAGUACGAGGACGCAGGCUGGCAAAUCAGCCUCGAGCCCAAGCUCGCUCGGGAAGAGAUCACACGGGGAGCACGCACACGGGACCCGGAGGGAGAGCGGCCCCGGCAAGAGGAACGAGGCAACAGGGGAGGGGAAUCGAGACGGACUUGUGCUUCAGCAGCUACUCACCCCGAGCGGGAGCAAAAUGUCCCUGAAGUUGCCAAGAAACUGGGAUUUCAACCUGAAAGUGGAGGCUGGGAAAAUAGCGCGCUCCAGGAGUGUGAUGACCGGCGAGCAGAUGGCCACCCUGCACCUGCCGGCCCCCAGCCCGCUGCAGAGGCCCGUCAAGAUGGGCUGGCUGAAGAAGCAGCGCUCCAUCGUGAAGAACUGGCAGCAGAGGUACUUCGUGCUGAGGGCGCAGCAGCUCUGCUACUACAAGGACGAGGAGGACGGGAAGCCCCAGGGCUGCCUGUACCUACCAGGAGGCACGAUCAAGGAGAUCGCCACCAACCCAGAGGAGGCGGGGAAGUUUGUCUUCGAAGUCAUCCCAGCUGUGUUUGGCCAGCGUUUGGAUGAGACGGUGGCCUAUGAGCAGAAAUUCGGCCCCCACCUGGUGCCCAUCCUCGUGGAGAAGUGUGCAGAGUUCAUCCUCCAGCACGGCCUACAUGAAGAGGGCAUCUUCCGGCUCCCUGGGCAGGACAACCUGGUGAAGCAACUCAGAGAUGCUUUCGAUGCCGGGGAGCGGCCCUCCUUCGACAGAGAUACGGAUGUGCACACAGUGGCCUCCCUGUUAAAGCUCUACCUCCGAGACCUCCCAGAGCCAGUGGUUCCCUGGAGCCAGUACGAGGGGUUCCUGCUAUGUGGGCAGCUCAUGAAUGCGGAUGAGGCAAAGGCGCAGCAGGAGUUGGUGAAGCAGCUGUCCCUCCUUCCUCGAGACAACUACAGCCUCCUGAGCUACCUGUGCAGGUUCCUACAUGAAAUCCAGCUGAACUGUGCUGUUAAUAAGAUGAGCGUGGAUAACCUGGCUACCGUGAUUGGUGUGAAUCUCAUCCGGUCAAAGGUUGAAGACCCUGCUGUGAUCAUGAGAGGGGCUCCUCAAAUCCAAAGAGUGAUGACCAUGAUGAUCAGAGACCAUGAAGUUCUUUUCCCGAAGUCCAAGGAUGUACCCCUCUCACCCCCUGCUCAGAAAAAUGACCCUAAGAAACCUCCAGUAGCUCGAAGUUCUGUGGGCUGGGAUGCCACUGAAGACCCUCCAAUUUCUAGGGCAGAUAGCUUCAGUAACACGACCAGCAACUCGGAUGCCACUAGCCCCACUGGACAACAGCCGAGCGAUGGGUGUCUGGAAGAGAGCAGUAAAGCCCCCAGGGAAAAGCUAGGAGAUUGGAAGCUGCAGUCACGAAAAAGGACUCAGACGCUCCCUAAUCGGAAAUGCUUCUUGACGUCAGCGUUUCAAGGUGCCAACAGCGGCAAAGUGGAGAUCUUUAAAAAUGAGUUCUGGUCACCUUCAGACGUAAAGGCAGGGGAAGGGCACAGGAGAACGCUGUCUCAAGGUGUGCCUCACUAUCCCGACGCCCAGCGGACUUCCACCUACGAUAACGUCCCCACCCUGCCGGGGCCCACCGGGGAGGAGGCAGCCGCGGCCUCUUCCCCUGCUUGUGACUCCAAGAGAGAAACUCUUGCCAGCCCCAGCUCUGAAACUGGGCCUGAGAAAAAGAACUCUGGCGAGGAGGAACUUGAAUCCUUGCAGACGGUGGUCCAGAAGCUGCGAAAGGAAAUAGAAACACAGAAGCAAAAGUACGAGGAACAGAUCGAAAACCUCGAGAAGGAAAACUACGAUGUGUGGGCCAAGGUGGUGAGGCUCAACGAGGAGCUGGAGAAGGAGAAGAAGAAGUUUGCGGCCCUGGAGAUCAGCCUCCGCAACGUGGAACGCUCCCGGGAGGACGUGGAGAGGAGGAACAAGGCCCUGGAGGAGGAAGUCAAGGAGUUCGUCAAAUCCAUGAAAGAGCCCAAGGCCGACGCGUGAGGGGCCCACGGGAGCCGAGGGGAGGCCCCCCCAGCGCGCCGCCUCCUGACUGAGAAGCAAACGACUCCCCAGGGAGUCGGGAGGAGACAUUGCGGGGACACGUCCCAUUUCCCAGGAAAAUUAAUCAGUGGAAUUUACAGGAAGGUGAGGGUGAGCAGGGACGCGGGGACAUCGGUGACCCCCUGCCGCUCUGUUCAGAAGGCCCUUGUCACCCAGCGGGGUCUCAGGAGGGUGAGACGGAACCUCCCACGGCGGAGGCCAGGGCCGGGGGAGGCAUCGGGGCAGGCCCUCUCCCAGGGCCGACGCCGCGGGCUGCACGGAGGCGUUAGCUCGUUAUUUUUUGUUUUUGUUUUUGUUUUUUUGCUUUGGGGGAACAAUACAUCCAGGCACAUGGCCUCGCGGGGCCCUUGAGACGCCGGGCGGAGACGAUCUUUCGAUCUUUCGCCCUCUUGCGCUCACCUGGUGAGCUGUGGUCUGGGCCGCUGCACCUGCUGACCAGAGCCCGCUCCGCCAGCCCCUCCUGGAUGCCUACCCUGGGGGCUGGAAACCCAAACGUAUUAUUAGACUGAGACAAAAACGAGCAAUAAACUUUGUAUUUAUGAAGGCAAAAUCGAUGAGAGAAGUAUAUUCAAACAAACAAACAAACAAACAAACGAACAAAAAAGGCAGGUGUGUCGGGAGCCCCUGCGGGGCGGUGGGCCCAGAACGGCGCUUUCCCACCACGGUGUUGGGCUCCCUUCUAGGCUCGCUGUGGCUUUUAGAGAAGAAUAGUCACGGUAAUGGGGUUUUUUUAUUCUGUUUCAUCACAAUGAAAGUGCUUUGGCUCUUGAAGGGGACCAGACACAGGAGGGAGUAGCUGCGGGGGGUUCCUGGCCACCCCACCGGAGGACGCCCCCGCAGGCAGCCUCGCGGGCUGGUGAGGCCCGUCGCCCUGGUUAGGCGCUCUCCAGGCUCUGCGGACCUGCGCCCCAGCGGUAGAAAACACCGGAGCAGAGGCGUCCCAGCGGUCCCUCCACCUGGAAUCCCAUACGCGCUGCUGCGUCGCUCUCUCAGGCACACACAGCGCAGACGAGGAGCAGCAACGGCCCCAGACACACGUGCACGUUCUCGAGGUGCCUUCCACCGGGAGGCCACCAGUGGAAGCAGGUGUCCCAGCAGGUGUCGCCUGGGCUCCUUAGGCGCCUGUCCCCCCAUCACGGCCAUGCACGGACUCGGACCCCGCAAGCAGGUGGCCGCGCCACGGGGCUGAGAUCUGCGGUCUCCAUGUGAGGGGGGGUGGGGGGGCUUCCCUGCGCGGGUUUCCGCCCUCACUCCUUUUUCUGCUUCCGUUUUCUCACUCCUUCUCCUCUUUGUUUUCUCCGCCCCGUUGUCCUCCCCCUGCCUGUGGCCGUGGCGCCGCCCCCACGGAGCAAAGGGUGCAGACGGGGGCACAAACCUGAUGCUCAAACCCUUCCUACCCCCGUGUCGACAGAAUCAGGAUUUGGGGGGUGGUGGAGCCUAAGAACUUCUUUCUUUAAAAAAAAAAACUUCCAGUUAUUUCCAAUAUGCAAACAGAAUUGUUACACAUGGUUGCAAAACUGCUGAGUUUGGCUCAACUCGUGACUAGUGAUGAUAUUAAAUCUUCCUACGCCUUUUU
Canis lupus familiaris (dog) is the source of this 3894-nucleotide messenger RNA. RefSeq names its product Rho GTPase activating protein 25 (gene ARHGAP25). Bases 441 to 2258 code for a protein of 605 amino acids. Lineage: Eukaryota; Metazoa; Chordata; Mammalia; Carnivora; Canidae. The transcript is spliced from 10 exons. The record is from RefSeq and is a predicted model, not a curated record. Gene Ontology annotation, cellular component: phagocytic cup. Gene Ontology annotation, molecular function: GTPase activator activity. Gene Ontology annotation, biological process: actin filament organization; activation of GTPase activity; signal transduction.